AUGCGUUUUGGGCCUCACCAGCAGCACCCGCUGGUUCAGCAGCAGCACGCGGCAGUUGUACUGGUUCUGCAGCAGCAGCAGCAGCAGCAGCAGCAGCACAGCAGCAGCAGCAGCAGCAGCAACAGCUGGGGCGCCGAGCGGCAAACAGCAGCGCCGCAGCAGCAGCAGCAACAGCUGCAGCCCCGCCGCCGCCCGCCCCCCAAAACAGCAGCAGCAGCAGCAGCAGCACCGCCACCGCGCCCCACCCCACAGCAGCAGCAGCAGCAGCAGCAGCAGCAGCAGCAGCAGCAGCAGCAGCAGCAGCAGCAG
Messenger RNA from Eimeria necatrix, 309 nucleotides. RefSeq lists its product as hypothetical. The annotation marks the transcript as partial. The record is from RefSeq and is a predicted model, not a curated record. The transcript has a single exon. Lineage: Eukaryota; Apicomplexa; Conoidasida; Eucoccidiorida; Eimeriidae.